Chelmon rostratus (copperband butterflyfish) is the source of this 1632-nucleotide messenger RNA. RefSeq names its product biliverdin reductase B (gene blvrb). The record is from RefSeq and is a predicted model, not a curated record. The transcript has 5 exons. NCBI's taxonomy places the organism in Eukaryota, Metazoa, Chordata, Actinopteri, Chaetodontiformes, Chaetodontidae. The coding region runs from base 46 to 768 and encodes 240 amino acids.
UGGUUGUCAGCGGCUGUAAAACUCCGUAGAAGAAGACGAUAUCGAAUGUGGUUGUUAAGUGAAAGUGUCCUCCGCGUCGGACGCAGUUUAUCUCCCAGUUUGAAGCUGCUGUGUCGUGAAACUCGGUGUUUAGGAACAAUGUCUGACUCCAUCAAAAACGUCGCGAUAUUCGGCUCCACGGGAAUGACCGGGCAGGCGACGCUGCCGCAAGCGGUGGCUGCAGGAUACAAUGUGACGGUGAUGGUGAGGGACCCUGUUAGGCUGCCCGCUGACCACAAGGCAUCCAGAGUGGAGGUGGGAGACGUGCUUAAUAAAGAGGAUGUGAAGAGGACCAUGGAGGGCCAGGACGCUGUCAUCAUCAUCCUGGGCACCAGGAACGAUCUCAGCCCGACCACCGUGAUGUCUGAAGGCACCAAGAACAUCGUUGAAGCGAUGAAGGCUCGUGGGAUCCGCAAAGUGGUCGGCUGCAUGUCAGCCUUCCUGCUGUGGGAUCGCUCCAAAGUCCCCCCUCGCAUGAUUCCUGUGACAGAGGACCAUGACAGGAUGCACACAGUGCUGAAGACAUCGGGGCUGGACUACGUGGCCGUCAUGCCUCCUCACAUCGGUGACGACCUUCCUCUGACAGAGCGCUACACGGCGAUGGAGAACAUGCUUAAAGGAAGAGCCAUCUCUAAACACGACCUGGGACAUUAUUUCGUCAAGUGUCUGUCCACCUCAGAGUGGGACGGCAAGACGGUGGGAGUGUGGGGAGAGUAUAAAUCAUCCUGAACAACACACCGCUGAUGCCCUCUGUACAGCGAAGGGGUUUCAUUCCCUUCCUGUCACUGAUCGUCAUUCUUUAUUUCCACCAAAACACACUGAAGAGAAACUAUUUCUUCAUGCUGAGACACGCUUGCUGCUGUUACAUAUUUUUAUACUAGUUUCAAUUUUAUCAUCCGCUUCCACCAGAGUACAUUUUAAGCCAAACCUGUACUGCUGCUUUAGCUGUAGCUCUUUACAUUGCAUCACAUCAUUUCUGUCUUUUCACAUUAACAGUCUUUACAUUUGUAAUGUUUUGUUUCCCAUCAUUGAACAUUUCAUGCUGCCUGUUGCUGCUCUGGUUUACAGUAGGUCUGUUUUUUAGCUGCUUGAAGACUUUAUUGUACUGUAUUGUUGUGUUGAAAGAGCAAAAAAAAACAUGUGCGUGAGUAAAGCUGCGGGCUGCUUGUUGCUAGAAUUUGACUCACCGAAAGCCCCAAAUGGCAUCCUGACAGGAAGCAUUUUAGCUAAAGCAACUUACCAACCAAUACCUCAGCAAAUUAGCUUUUUUUUAAUAGCAAAUUUGUUAUCUAAAUCAUGAGUCUCACCUUUUACUUAAAUUGAGCUGUUAUUUAAAAAUCCCCUCUGUUGAAAGAAGAAUUUUUGAAUUAAACAAAAUAGAUUAGUUAUGUUUUCUCCUGUUGACUUCAUCACUCACCCAGGUAACGUUCUCGAAGUUACAUUCAAGCAUGUAACAGUGGCUUUUCACAGGAAAUGAAGGAAUGGGGUUUGUUCUUGUCCCCAGGUGUGAAUCUAUAUAUGGAUGGCAGUUUGAAGUGUGUUAGCGCAGACUUGUUAAAUAUACUAUAUAAUAAAGUCUUUAUUGCCACAUGG